Molecule: messenger RNA, 8228 nt
Organism: Chlorocebus sabaeus (green monkey)
Lineage: Eukaryota; Metazoa; Chordata; Mammalia; Primates; Cercopithecidae
Gene: METTL4
Product: methyltransferase 4, N6-adenosine
Biological process (GO): methylation
Cellular component (GO): cytosol; nucleus
Molecular function (GO): RNA methyltransferase activity; site-specific DNA-methyltransferase (adenine-specific) activity; nucleic acid binding
Source: RefSeq, a predicted model, not a curated record
UGCGACCGCCUGGUAGCUGGAAGUCUGUGUGCUGGUCGCGCCCAGCCGCCUUACCCAGGAACUGGUGUCUGUGGGCCAGUGUAACCGUCCCUUCGAAGUCGGACCCCGUCUUUAGGGCACGACCCCUAAAGUUAGGUCUGAAGUUAGGUCUGAAGACCCGUGGGCAGCCUGAGCGCCGAGCCUGAGCGCUCCAACUAGCCCUGGAAACGUUUUUCCGUACAGCAACAUGGCGGCGCCCAUGGACUUUUAGUAAAGGAGAAAGCUUUUUUUUCUGUGGACUGAAAGGGGCGUUUUUCAUGAUCAGUAUUUAGAUGGGUCCUGUUUUCAUGAGGAGAGUCUGGGAAGGCGGCGUCCGCGUUUCUGACAAGGGAAGAGGAUACUUUGUCCUUUUAAGGAUUCAGUGACUUCCUGACUUGGAGGAUAGUGGCUAGACCCAAGGACCAAAGCAAGAAGUCGUGGGGGCCCCAGAAAGACAGGAGGAUCACAUUGAGAUUCCAGACAUAAGAUCAGGUUUUAAUCCCCUUUGGCCAAAUUUUGGCUGAAAAUGUUGAAUUAACAACUCUGAAAUUACAAAGAAAGUUUAUAUUAAAACAUUGCAAUUUUCCUUAGAAUUUCUGUAUAUAUUAACAUAUCAUGAAUGCUAAAUUCUCUUCAAUGUGCAUGUCAGGUUUAUGUACUUGUACAUCACAUCUGUGUGUAUGAAGUGUAUGUUUAUUGAAAUACAAGACAUUUAAGAAGCUGAUCUGGGAAGUUGGAUUUUACUUCUAAUUGCUAAUUCCCAGAGGCUUUUUUUAAAGGAAGGGAAUGUCUGUGGUUCACCAGUUGUCAGCUGGGUGGUUACUGGAUCAUCUUUCUUUUAUCAACAAGAUAAACUAUCAGCUUCACCAGCAUCAUGAACCUUGUUGCAGUAAAAAUGAGUUCACUACUUCUGUUCACUUUGAGUCUCUUCAAAUGGAUUCUGUGUCGUCUUCUGGAGCCUGUGCUGCAUUUAUUGCUUCUGACCCUACCACUAAGCCAGAGAAUGAUGAUGGAGGAAAUUAUGAAAUGUUCACACAAAAAUUUGUUUUUCGACCUGAACUGUUUGAUGUCACCAAACCUUAUAUAACUCCAGCAGUUCACAAAGAAUGCCAGCAAAGUAAUGAAAAGGAAGAUCUGAUGAAUGUUGUUAAAAAAGAAAUCUCCAUUUCUAUUAUUGGGAAGAAGCGUAAAAGAUGUGUUGUUUUCAAUCAAGGUGAAUUGGAUGCGAUGGAAUACCAUACAAAGAUCAGGGAGCUGAUUUUGGAUGGAUCUUUACAAUUAAUCCAGGAAGGUCUCAAAAGUGGUUUUCUUUAUCCACUUUUUGAAAAACAGGACAAGUGUAGUAAGCCCAUUACUUUACCACUUGACACCUGCAAUUUGCCAGAAUUAUGUGAAAUGGCAAAGCAUUUGCCUCCUCUGAAUGAAAUGGAACAUCAGACAUUCCAAUUGGUGGAAGAGGAUACAUCUGUUACAGAACAGGAUUUAUUUUUGCGAGUUGUUGAAAACAACUCUAGCUUUACAAAAGUUAUUACUUUAAUGGGACAAAAAUACCUGCUACCACCGAAAAGCAGUUUUCUUUUAUCUGACAUUUCUUGUAUGCAACCACUUCUGAACUAUAGGAAAACAUUUGAUGUAAUUGUGAUAGAUCCGCCAUGGCAGAACAAAUCAGUUAAAAGAAGUAAUAGGUACAGUUAUUUGUCACCCCUGCAAAUAAAGCAAAUACCUAUCCCUAAAUUGGCUGCUCCAAACUGUCUUCUUGUUACUUGGGUGACCAAUAGACAGAAGCACCUACGUUUUAUAAAGGAAGAACUUUAUCCCUCUUGGUCUGUGGAGGUAGUUGCUGAGUGGCACUGGGUAAAAAUCACCAAUUCAGGAGAGUUCGUGUUCCCAUUAGAUUCUCCACACAAAAAGCCUUAUGAAGGUCUUAUACUGGGGAGAGUUCAAGAAAAAACUGCUCUACUGAGGAAUGCAGAUGUAAACGUGCUCCCCAUUCCAGACCACAAAUUAAUUGUCAGCGUGCCCUGUACUCUUCACUCACAUAAGCCACCGCUUGCUGAGGUUUUAAAAGACUACAUCAAGCCAGAUGGGGAAUAUUUGGAAUUGUUUGCUCGAAAUUUACAGCCAGGUUGGACUAGUUGGGGCAAUGAAGUUCUCAAAUUUCAGCAUGUGGAUUAUUUUAUUGCUCUGGAGUCUGGAAGCUGACUAUGAUCUUGAUUAAAGUAGUGGUUUCUUCAUUGUUUCCUCACCACUUUUCCCUUCAUUCUAACUCACUUUUAAAAUUUUGUUACUAACCCAUAUUCUUAGAAUAUAAACAGGACUUGUUUUUUUCAGUAAGGGAGCAGAAGUGACUAGCCUUCAUGCAAUUUUGAGAUGAAUUUUACUUGAGAUGCACUAACAUUCUAUGUUAUUCUAGACUAUACAAAUUAAGUGGUAAGCAGCUACAAAGAUGGCAAGACCAUGCUAUUGAAAAAGUUCAGAAAACAUACACCGUGGACCAGAGGUCAUAAUCCUAUCUAUGAAUGUGUUUUGUGUGGCCCAUGUAGUGUUGUAAAAAACAUUUAGAGCCAUUAUUCUAAAAAAUGGGGAUAUUUCACAUUAAAGUUCAGAUUUCUGCUUCUUUUUUAAACAUCAGAGACUCUGGCUACACCGAGGCCUCUGUUCUUUCCUGGCAUCAGUCUGCAGGACCUAGUGGUGGUGGCUCACUUGGAAGGAGCCUCGUGCUCUCCACUGUGCCACAGUACCACUGCCGCCGUACUGCUCACUUAUGUCAUCCACUUGGCCCUUGUAUGACCUGAAUUUGCAACCUCGGUAUACUAUUACGUUCUGGAAAAAAUAUUCAAAGACCUGCCAAGUACUGCAUUAGUAUUCUGAGUUUAUACAGCAUUUUUGUAGGGUUUUCAAUUGUAUUCAAGGUCGCUUUCCAAGCACUUCUUGGUUUUGCUUUUCUAGAAGAAAAUGAAAAGCUAUUCCUUAUAAUAAACAUGGCGGCAAGUAAACAUUGUGAUUGUGAAAAAAAUAUUAUUUAUAGAUUUUCUACAAAUUAAUAUUUGUCUCCCAAGUAAAAUAUUUUGACUGAAAUUAUUCUUUGAAAUGCAUAUUGAUUCAUGCGUAUUUUAAAAAAUUGAGGUAUAAUUUUCACAAAAUUCUCCAAUUUUCAGCGUCGAAUUUAGUGAAUUUUGAAAACAAUAUAUACAGUUGUGUGUCUGCCACAGUGAUCGUGAUACAGAACACUUUCUUCACCCCGAAAACGUCUCAUUUUUUCUUUUGCAGUCAAUCCCCUGCUCCUAUCCUUGACCCCUGGCAAACAGUGGUUUGCUUUCUAUCAUUAGCUCUGCUGUUUGAGAAUUUCAUAUAAAUGGAAUCAUCCUGCAAUGUGUCAUCUAUUGUGCCUGACUUCUUUCACUUAGCAUUUUGAGAAAAGCAUUUAUACUAUUUACAGAUUGUUGACAAAUAUUUAUCCACUAAGUAAAAUGUUAGACUGAAAUGAUUCUUUGACAAGCUUGCCAAUUUUACUGAUUUUGUCAAAGAAAAAUAUGUUAUUUUUGAAGUUUGUUCAUCCUUUGAGCGUGUGAGUGUAGUAUCAGAGGCUUAAUUUUGUGUUUAUGGAGCUAUUCUAACUUGUUAUUUAGAAGGAAAAAGGUAUUAAAUGUGAAGCAAACUUCUCACGAUCUCAUUUGAAUUCUUUCCAGCUUCUUUUAGUAUUUAUAGAUUUUAUAUACUUUGUGGGAACAUUUUAUCCUCACAAAGUUUUUGGACUUUCAUUUUUGCAUCAUAAAUACUGGUACUGAAAGGAAAAAGAGAGAGUCUUAAUUCAAUAGUCUGUUAUUCACGUUGCAAGAGCUAUAGUUUUAGCUCUGCUCCAAAGCUGUAAAACCUUUGGACCUUGUUUUAACACCAGUUUAAUUAUUGGACUCCUUUUUAAACAAAGGAUGAGUCUGCAAAUUUUAACAAUAACACACCUUGUGAGAACAAAAAUGAAGGAGUAUGAACAUCAAACUUUGACCUCAUUACUACAGUUGGUUUAGCCAGCUGACCUGUUGGACUUACAUAUUUUAGAGCAUUUUCAUUCAGAGCUUCCUAUAUUAUUUUUAUAACUUGUAAGAAUUUUGUGGGGUUUUUUUUCUAUCACAUUCUUUUCAUAGGCUUAAAGUCUUUUAGGACUCUCGGUAAUAAUGCUUAGGCAAAGGGGUGCAGCUAACAUUUGUUGAGUAGUAUAUGUUACUCUGUGCUAUGCUUUUUACUUACUGCAUUUAAUCCUUGCAUAACCCUGAGAGAUAGAUAACAACCUUCAUUUAAUAGUUGAGAAAGCUGAAGCCCAGGGGACUAUUUUGUCUGUAAACACACAACAAGUUUCGAAACUAGGAUGUAGUUUCCUGACUCCAUAGCCCAUGCUGUAUUUUAUGUAAAAACAUGGAAAACUGAGCAAAUGACUAAAGAUCUCUCAAGUGAUAGGAUUACACUCUAGCUUUCCCCAUCGAGCUCUUUUGCCUUUACAUGCUUAACUGCUAAUACCACUCAAGAAACUGGGGGAAUUGUGCCUCAUAAUGUCAUAUCCUUGGAAUUCUUGGCCUUUCUCUGACACUCUUUCACCCUUCUACAUGAGAUCCAGUAGAGUAAAAUCACAACACAAAACACACAAAAGCACAACUACUCUUGGAAACAGAUUCUCUUUUAAAAACUUGAUCCUUUUUAUCAUUUGUCCUCCUUUCUUCCUCAGCCUUUAUUUGUGUUCUCUAGUCAAAGUUUGACCCAGAUUUUCUUUUUUCUUGGCCGCUGUAGACACAGGGUCUUUUUUGUACCUAAAUCAGUAAGUUCAGUGUGGCACAGUCAGUGUAAUCUAAAGCCAACUUGUGUAGGUUUGAACCCAACUGACUUUUGACUUUGAGCAAGUUAAUUAAAUCUUUAGGCCUUGGUGUCCAUUCAUGCAUAUAGGCGAUAAUAAUACUACCUCAUAGAGUUAUGAGGAUUAAAUGAGUUAAUACAUGCAAGGCACUUGUAAUAGUGCUUGGAAUAUUUUAAGCACUCCAAAAGUGUGACACUUUUUUUUUUUUUUAAAUUUCAGGUCAAAAAGUUCUUAUCACAGUCUGGACUCUCAUUCAGGGAACACACUGGAAAUUAAAUGUUAGUUCCAUCCCUUUGCCCGAGCAUAUUAAACUGCCCAUACAGUUUUUCUGUCUAAACAUCCUUUUUUUCUUACUCUGUUUCUUGUUCGUAACCUGCACCUGAUUUCAUACAUGAGGUAGCUGUGAAAUCUCCUCUCCCAUUGUGGUCCUGCCUGAGAAACAAAACAAGGGCCACAUGUGGCUUUGGACUUCGUGUUUUGAUUGUCUCCUGCCAUGUUGACUAAGCUGUGUGGCUACUCUACAUUGCUCUUUGUUGAAUUCCACAGGUGCUAAAUAGGUCGCCUUUUAGUGAUGAUGUUUCUUCCAUGUUCAGAGACUUCGGCCCCAUGCCACAUAAAUUUGGUUCAAAAUAGAUGUGUUACGCUUUGCUGCAGGUGUUAGGAAGUUGAUCUUUAUGUGCCACCCAGGGAAUUUUCCAGUUGAUAAGGCACAGACCAAGUAAAGAAGGCCUAUUUCUGCAGAUGGUCUGAAAGGCACCAAUGGGAUAGGUUUCUUCUCUUGAAUGCCAACCUUUGAGGGAGGCCAACAUCACCAUGGGCCGGUGGCCUUAAACCUAGUCCAUGACACUGGGGAUAUAAGUCUGGAUCAGAUCUGGGUAUAGCUCCCUUUGCUCUGUCCUUGCAGGAGGCUCUCUUUACCUUCUCCUGUUCUAGUCCUCUAAAUACUAUGAUGCAAACUCAUUCUCACAAGAGAAUCAUGGGCUCCCAAAUCUUACCGUCUCAGACUUAACUACCCAAGAGACACAUAUCUUUUGAGCAUUUUUAUGUAUUCAGCUUCAGGCAGAUGCUGGCUUUUCUCCUGAUGUGAUUGAGAGGAUUAUUAUCACUUCAGAGGACCUUCCCUUCCCUGAAGAUGCUGUCCGAUUUACCUCAUUUGAUUCAUGUCUUGCACCAUUGGCCUACCAUACCUUGGUAAGCACCACAGCACUGUUGGCACUGUUCUGUGGUUACUAGAGUUCUUUUGCUUCAAUUGUUUCACUUUAUCUUCAAAACAGUCUUACGAAGGUAUAGGUAUAAUGAAGGAAUAGGUUCAUAGAGGCUACUCAUAAGGUUAAUAACCAAGACUUGAAUUCUAUUCUGGUUCCUAAAUUAAGGGACUUUUUGUUGUAUCAUGUUUGCUAAUGAACUUCAGAUCUUAAUAGUAGGUCCAUCAACUACUAAUGAGAGGUUCAUUGUAUGGCCUGGGGCAAAUGUAAAAUAGUUCAUAUGUAAUCACCCAAACAUACCUUUCUCAAUAUACCACAUCAUCAUUCUUGUGUUAUUAACAUAAUAUUUUUUGUUAGAGAUUUCAGUGACAUUGGUUGAACUGAUAGCCUCAGUCAACUCAGAAUCACUCAGAAUCUGACAUAACCCUUUGACAUAAGCCAUAAGCAUUUUUACCAUGCCAUUGUAUUUUAACAGCUCAAUCAGAUGAGCCAUUUUAAGGAAGCUCUUCUGCAAAAUAUUCAGCUGGAUUUGAGGCUGUAUGGGUAGUCAGAAAAGGGAAUAAGUAACGCAAGUACAAGUGCAGAUAAUUUGUGGUGAUCUGAUACCAGUGUUUGGAUAUAUGGGCCAACUCAUAACUCCAGACGGGGUCUUGAUUAAAUUCACAGCUCUAUUGACCAGUCUGCACCAGGUUGAAAGUAAGUCAGAACUACCAUGAUAACUUCACAACCAGCCUUUUUCCCCUAAAUAUUCCUAGGGGGUUAACCUAGACCUGCUGGGACUUCUGUGAACUUGACUGGGACCUCUUAGAUUUUUCAGUAUCCAUCCAAGUCCCUGGAGCCAUAUACAAACACAUUGAUACCUAGUAGUGGAGAGCAUCAGGAAAACUAAUUUAUUUUCUCAGAUGAAAUGUUGGCCUGGUUGUCGGGUAGCUGACAAUGGGAAACCUUUGGACGAUGGGUAAGGCAAACAGAGUGGUUGCAGUAUUAAAACUGUUUGUAGUCAAUAUCAUGAAAGGAAAACAUGGUUCCCCACCUGCUUUUAAAUUGCUUCUCCCAACACUGUCCACAUGUACCCCGAAUGUUAAUCAGACUGGACUAUAUGCUGUUACCUGAUUGAGGCCUCUGCUUUUGCUCAUGGCACUUUCUCCGCCAGGAAAACACUAGCUAGACUUUAAGAUCAGCUAGAUCUACAUGUUAAGUCUUGAUAUAUUUAGCUUCUGAGUGACUUUCAGCAAUUAAACUAUAUUAUCUUGAACUUCCUUUUUCUAAGGAAUAAGAAGGCUAAUCUUUGGGCCUUAUAGAAUUAUUUUGAGGAUGAAAUGAAAUAACUGAAUGUGAUUAGCAUACGACCUAAUAACCUAGCAGGUAUUCCGUAUUUGCUCAUUUUAAAAAAAAUUACAGUCUUCCUGGCAACACCUCUAAUUUCAUGACCCACUUAAAAAAAAAAAAACCCUUAUUUUGGACUAGUUUUAGGCUUAUGGAAAAUAUGCAAAAGUACCCAAGAGUUUCUAAAUUAUUUUUCACCUCUGUAACCUCUGUGAAACCUCCUAUUUUAUAGUCAGAGGUAAUUAGUAUCGAAGUGAGCAUUUUGCAUGCUGCUUUUAGAACACGUAGAACAAAUUUGUAUCUAUAUCAUCAAUAUCUGUAUCUAUACCUCUCUCUUCAUUUCCCUCUCCUCCCUCCUCUCCCCGCUUCUUCCCUCCCUCCCUCCCUCGCUCCAUUCCUCCCUUCUUUCUUUCUUCCCUUUUUCCUCCCUUAAUAAAUUAUUGGAGGUAGGACUAAUUAUUAUUUUUUCUUUAUUCCAACAAAGAGUAGCAGACUAUGCACCCCAAAAUGUGCCACUUUGGUGUGAGGAUUAUUUGGAACUAAAGGCAAUUGAGAAGAAGUAGAUAUAAGAAAAUCUCUCUGUCCCCCCACCCCUCAUUUGCCUAAAAGCAAGACAAAAAUUGACAAAGGUGUCCCUUCCCUCUCUACAAGGAAGGACAAAUGUUAAUCACUGGACUGUAGACCCUUAGCCCAGAGACAGCACAGAGGAAUCUAUGUGAUAAACUUUACUAACUAGCUGGUUAUUUUUGCAAUUUUCUUUUUUUAAAUUGACAAAUAACAUUGUACAUUUUUAUCCUUUUGCCAUAAAAAUGAUAACUAUAUGAGGUACUGCAUUU